Molecule: messenger RNA, 1844 nt
Organism: Gopherus evgoodei (Goodes thornscrub tortoise)
Lineage: Eukaryota; Metazoa; Chordata; Testudines; Testudinidae
Gene: WDR13
Product: WD repeat domain 13
Exons: 10
Coding region: 261-1826 (521 amino acids)
Cellular component (GO): nucleus
Molecular function (GO): protein binding; promoter-specific chromatin binding
Source: RefSeq, a predicted model, not a curated record
UGAGGCCGCCAUCUUAGGAGAGGCAGGAGGCGAGGGGGAGCAACUGGCCAGGUUGGGAGGCUCCAAAUUCUCUGAGCGCAGGGGGCGGGGGAGAGGGAGUCAGGACCCGCCCCCGGCCCGGAGAGAACCCAGGAGUCCUGGCUCCCAGCCCCUCCCCCCAGCCCACGGGGAGGGGGAGGGAUCCAGGUGAGCCGCAGGUGCCGGCCCCGCCCCCGGCUAUAAAGCACCUGCCACCAGGUGCGGGUGGGGGAGGAGCCGCCAUGGCCCGGAAGGGCCGAUCCCUGAGCGCUAGCAGCCGGGACCCCCCCGCCUGGAGGAGAUUCCAGCUCCCCCUGGCCAGCUCCCCCGAGCCGCCGGCCGGGACUGGCAUGGCCGCGGUGUGGCAGCAGGUGCUGGCUGUGGACGCGAGGUACAACGCCUACCGCACACCCGGCUUCCCGCAGUUCCGCACCCAGUACAUCCGGCGGCGCAGCCAGCUGCUGCGGGAGAACGCCAAGGCCGGGCACGACCCCGGCGCCCGCAGGCUGUACCUGCGGCUGCGCGCACAGCUCCUGGCGCAGCGCUACGGGCCCCUCUCCGAGCAGAGCAGCUUCCGCGCCUACAGCAACAGCAUCGUCCGCAGCAGCCGCACCACACUGGACCGCAUGGAGGACUUUGAGGAUGAUGCCCGGGCAUUGGGGGCCCGUGGCCAUCGCCGCUCCGUCAGCCGUGGCUCCUACCAGCUACAGGCGCAGAUGAACCGUGUGGCAUACGAUGAGCGGCCCCCCGGCAGCGUGGUGCCCACGUCGGUGGCAGAGGCCAGCCGGGCCAUGGCUGGGGACACGACGCUGAGCGAGAACUACGCCUUCGCUGGCAUGUACCACGUCUUCGACCAGCACGUCGACGAGGCCGUACCCAAGGUGCAGUUUGCCAAUGACGACAAGCACCUGCUGGCCUGCUGCUCGCUGGAUGGCACCAUCUCGGUGUGCCAGCUGGCGCCCGCCCCGCCCGCCGUGCUGCGGGUGCUGCGGGGCCACAGCCGCGGCGUCUCCGACUUCGCCUGGUCCCUCUCCAACGACGUGCUGGUUUCCACCUCGCUGGACAGCACCAUGCGCAUCUGGGCCGCCGGCGAGGGCAAGUGCAUCCGCCAGAUCCCCGACCCCGACGGCGCCGAGCUGCUCUGCUGCGUCUUCCAGCCUAUGAACAACAACCUCACGGUGGUGGGGAAUGGGAAGCACAACCUGCAUGUGGUGAACAUCUCGACGGGGAAGAAGGUGAAGGGCGGGUCGAGCAAGCUGACGGGCCGGGUGCUGGCGCUCUCCUUCGAUGCCCCUGGCCGCCUGCUCUGGGCCGGCGACGACCGCGGCAGCGUCUUCUCCUUCCUCUUCGACAUGGCCACGGGGAAGCUGACCAAGGCCAAGCGGCUGGUGGUGCAGGAGGGCAGCUCCAUCACCAGCAUCUCGGCCCGCUCCUGGGUCAGCCGGGAGGCCCGCGACCCCUCGCUGCUCAUCAACGCCUGCCUCAACAAGCUGCUCCUGUACCGGGUGGUGGACAAUGAGGGGACCCUGCAGCUGAAGAGGAGUUUCCAGAUCCAGCAGGGCUCCCACCCUGUGCGCAGCAUCUUCUGCCCACUCAUGUCCUUCCGCCAGGGGGCCUGCGUGGUGACAGGCAGCGAGGACAUGUGCGUCUACUUCUUCGACGUGGAGCGCGCCAGCCGGGCCAUCGUGAACAAACUGCAGGGGCACAGCGCCGCCGUGCUGGGCGUCAGCUUCAACUGCGACGAGAGCCUGCUGGCCUCCAGCGACGCCAAGGGCAUGGUCAUCGUCUGGCGCCGCGAGCAGAAAUAGGGCUCCCGGCCCACCACC